Helicoverpa armigera (cotton bollworm) is the source of this 1965-nucleotide messenger RNA. RefSeq lists its product as uncharacterized. Gene Ontology annotation, cellular component: chitin-based extracellular matrix. Bases 578 to 1369 code for a protein of 263 amino acids. Gene Ontology annotation, molecular function: structural constituent of chitin-based larval cuticle. NCBI's taxonomy places the organism in Eukaryota, Metazoa, Arthropoda, Insecta, Lepidoptera, Noctuidae. The transcript has 9 exons. The record is from RefSeq and is a predicted model, not a curated record.
UUGUAUCGGGGAAGACUAGUUUUUUAUUUAACUGUGGUAAAUAGGCGCGAUGAUAGGAUUAAAAAACAGUCAUAAUUAGUAGUAGUUAGACACGUAUUUUCUAUUUAAAUUAAACUGAAAAAAAAACUAAAAUAUACCUAUAAUUCAUUUAAAAAGACUUUACGGUUGUGACGUCACUAUUCAAUUUUUUAAAUAUCUCUAUAAAAGUGAUAUAAAUUCCAAACGCAUUUGUCUUUGUUAUUUAUUUGUUUGUGAAAGAAAAAAGAAAAAUAAUCUUGAAAGAAAUCAUCUUGAAAAAAAAAUACAUUCUCGAUUUAUUUAUAUUUUUGAAUCAUAUUUCAAGCGUCAACUUGUAAAAAAGUCCAGCAUUCGAAUUGAGAACCUCCUUACGUCAUUAUAUUAAAAAAAUAAACUUCUGCAAUCGUUCUUUAUAGUAAUAUUUCGCUACAAUCUUCAUACGAGUUUUGCUACGGUCUAUUGAGCCUUGGUAAACAUCUAUAUAUGUGCAGAUUUCAUAAUAUAAAACGCAUUGUCCGUCUGUCCAUCACUUUGAACGGAGGCCUUUGCAGUUCUGACAAUGAGGUUGAUAUGCUUCUGGUGUUUUCUCCUCGCGGCGGCUGUCAGAGGUCAAAAUAACAACUACUAUGCACCACAGACCUUUCACCAAAAUGACCCAUACCAAAGGGCGUUGUUCUCGCCAGCGCCCAAUGACGUGAACGCUCAAAGUACUACCGUGGUAGACCCCUGGAGACCAGCUCCCGUCAAUGAGUGGAAAGAGCGCACCACAGCGGGUCCCAUAAUCCCGAAGGCGGAGCCGUGGCGUCUGCCGUACGGCCUCACCAAGGAGCAGCAAGCCGCCAUCUUGCACCACAAACAAUCACUCACUUCAGACGGCGCAUUCCGCUUCGAGUACGCAUCAGACAACGGCUUGGCGGCUGGAGAACAAAUAGAGCCUGAUGGCUCCAGGGUCGGCGCCUACCAGUACAAGGACCCCAGUGGACAGCUCGUCAAGUUGAAAUACAGGGCUGGGAAGGACGGCUUCCAGAUCUUGGAGGGCAGCCAUUUACCAAAGAGUCCGGAGCCUGUUCCUCCCAGCAACGCAGACAACUACUACCAGCAGGCGUACGCUCAACAGCGACAGCAGUACAACCUGCAGCAACAGUAUAAUCAGCAGAAACCCAACCCAGCCCAGCAGAACUGGGGACAGAACCAGGGUCCCUCAGAGCAGCGGCCCGCUGGUAACCAGUACUUUGUGUCCAAUUGGAGAGGUCAGAACGAGGACGACGGACAGUACCGUGAAAAUGAAGUAGACAACGCGAACAAACCGCACAGCUUCGGAGAUGGUUUUGCGUUCGCGUUUCAAGGAUAAAAACUAUUUGAAGCCCGCUAUUUAUCAUAAUUAACAACAUCUUUUUAAUUAAUUAAAGUCUUUCCUGCCCUGUUCGAUAGUUAUUUAGGGUCGGCACAAUAUGUUUUUCUCUUUAAUUCUUCCCUGUCAGCUGUUAUUCUAACAUCAUUUCUUAUUCAUGUCCUCUUUCAGGCAGUUAAUCCAUCUGUAUUUAUUAAAUUCUUCUUCGUCCUCCUGCCCUGUUCCCAAUUUUAUUUGGGGUCUUAGAAAGUCCCAGAGACUUCUUCUGACUUCUUACUGACAUAAAUUCUAUACUAAGAUAUUCUUCAGGAAACCAUCUAUCUACUUAGCGAAAACUGCCAGAAAAUUCGUUCAGUAGUUUAUAAGAUAAUUGGACGCGAAAAAAAAAAAUGUUUGCAGUCGUGACGGUUUUCACAGUAAAUUAUAUUUUUAUUUCAAAAACGAAAAUUUCAGACUAGCUUCCGCUACACUUGUGACUUCAUAGUUUCUACAAAGUCGUUCAGCUUUUUUGCACGUGAGGAAGUAACAAACUAACACACAUUCAGAAAGAAUUCACCUUUACAAUAUUAGUGUGAUAAAUUUAAAUUAAAAAGAUG